Molecule: messenger RNA, 2299 nt
Organism: Glycine soja
Lineage: Eukaryota; Viridiplantae; Streptophyta; Magnoliopsida; Fabales; Fabaceae
Product: protein OCTOPUS-like
Exons: 1
Coding region: 238-2151 (637 amino acids)
Cellular component (GO): plasma membrane
Source: RefSeq, a predicted model, not a curated record
CUUUUGUUUUCUGGCUGUCCCUGGAAACAAAACAGUUCCACACCAACCUUCCCAUCCCAUACCAUCCCUCUCACUAUCAUCACAUCGCUCUCUCUCUCUCUAUCUCUCUUUCUUUCUUUCCCUGUCAUCUUUCCACACAGACAAAUCACACUCACUCAAUUCUUUUUUCUUCUCUAUUCAUUUCUUUUCUCAUAACAUGUCCAAACCUCAAACCUCCAAUCUCCUCCACUUCCGGUUAUGAAUCCCCCCCAACCGCCGCAGCCCCACCGCCCCUCCACCUCCUGCCCCCGCCACCCCGACGAAGCCUUCACCGGCUUCUGUCCCUCAUGCCUCUGCGAACGCCUCGCCCUCUUAGACCCCAACAACAACCCCUCCACCGCCAACUCCUCCUCCUCCUCAUCCUGGAAACCCGCCUCCACCGCCGCCGCCCUUAAAGCCCUCUUCCGGCCACCUUCCCUCCCCGAACUCCGCCGCACCAAAUCCUUCUCCGCCUCCAAAAACGAACCCUUCUCCUCCUUCGAACCCCAGCGCAAAUCCUGCGACGUCAGAGUCCGUAACACCCUCUCUAACCUCUUCCACCAAGACAUUACCAUUCACAUUAACCCUCCACGUGUCGUUGAACCGCAUCCCCAACAAAACGACAAUCCUCCACGCGUCCUUGACCAGCCCGAACAGCAAGAAGAAGAAGGAGAAGAAGAAGAGGAAGAGGAAGAAGACAGAGAGGAGAUUAGGGUUCUAGAGGAGCCCGAGCCCAAGCCCUAUGUGAACGAAAUCGAAGAACUUGAAGUAGAGAUACUAAAACAGAAAGAAAAAGAAGAAGAGCUUGUUGCUAUUGUAAAAGAAGAAGACGAGGGGUUGAAGACAAUGAAGGACCACAUUGACCUCAAUUCUUCUCAGAACAACAAGCAGCAGAAAGCGCGUGACUUCAAGGAGCUCGCGGGGAGCUUCUUCUCCGCGGCCUCGGUUUUCAGCAAGAAGCUGCAGAAGUGGCGGCAGAAGCAGAAGGCGAAGAAGCGGCGGAGCGGCGGCGCGCUGCCGGUGGAGAAGCCGAUCGGGCGGCAAUUCCGCGACACGCAGUCGGAGAUCGCCGACUACGGGUUCGGUCGGCGGUCGUGCGACACCGAUCCGAGAUUCUCGCUGGACGCCGGGCGGUUCUCGCUGGACGCCGGGCGGAUGUCGUUCGACGACCCGCGGUACUCGAUCGAGGAGCCGCGGGCGUCGUGGGACGGGUAUUUGGUGGGGAGAAGCGCGUUUCCGAGGAUGCCGACGAUGUUGUCGGUGGUGGAGGACGCGCCGGUGCCGGUGCCGGUGGCUGUGAACCAUGUGGUGAGGACCGAUAUGCAGAUUCCAGUGGAAGAGGGGUCGAAUGAAGAUGAGAGUGUGCCUGGUGGGAGUGCACAGACUAGGGAGUAUUACGAUUCGGGUUCCAGGAGGAGGAAGAGUCUUGAUAGGUCUAGUUCGGCUAGAAAGAGUAUUAGUUUGGAGGUGGAUGAGUUAGGGAAUAAUGGGAAUGAGAAUGGGAAUGGGAAUGGGAAUGGGAAUGCUAAGGUGGCUCCUGCUGGGGUGGAUUAUGUGCAGGGGGUGAGAAUGGGGUUUAAUGAUCGCGAAUUCGGGUCCAAUUCGAUGCGGGAGGAUUGCUGUUCUGAUAAGAUGUUUGAUGUGGGAGUGAUUGGGAAUGGGAAGGGAGGGAAGAAGGGGCGGCGGUGGCGGUGGAGCAUUUGGGGGUUUAUACACCGGCGUGGCGGGAACAAGGAUGGGGAUGAGGAUAGGUAUAGCAGGGUGAAUGGGGUGGAGAGGUCGUAUUCGGAGUCGUGGGGCGGUGGUGGUAGUGGUUUUAAUGGGAGGAUGUUGAGGAGCAAUAGUAGUGUGAGUUGGAGGAAUGUUCAAGGGAUUGGGAAUGGUGGUGGUAGUGGUGGUGGGUUUGGGGGUUUUAGGAGGAAUGGUGUUCAGAGCAAUGGGAAUGGGAAGAAGGGAAAGGAUGAACUUGUGUUGGAAAGGAAUAGAAGUGCAAGGUAUUCUCCUAACAACAUUGACAAUGGCCUCUUAAGGUUUUACUUGACUCCAAUGAGGGGGAGCAGAAGAAGUGGGUCUGUGAAAAGUAGGUCAAAUCAAGCACAUUCUAUUGCAAGAAGUGUGCUUGGAUUGUAUUGACAUGGAGAAGAAAGAUCCAUAAGGUUUUCUUUUGGUUUGAUGUUAAUUUUGCUCUGCAUUUCUUGUGUAAACCACACAUGCCCUAUGUAUUAUUAUUAUUAUUAUUAUUAUUGAUGGUUGGCUGGUAACAACAUGCUUCUUCUGUUUA